This is a messenger RNA of Strongyloides ratti, 363 nucleotides long. RefSeq lists its product as hypothetical. The coding region runs from base 1 to 363 and encodes 120 amino acids. The transcript has a single exon. The record is from RefSeq and is a predicted model, not a curated record. NCBI's taxonomy places the organism in Eukaryota, Metazoa, Nematoda, Chromadorea, Rhabditida, Strongyloididae.
AUGAAUAAUUUUUCAUCAUUCAUACUAUUAGUACUUUUAAUUCUAUUAUUUUGCUUUAAAUCACUUGAAAAUAGUAACAAAAAUUUAAUUGAUACCUUUAAUAUAGAGAAUGCUUCAGUACCAGUAGCUUUAAAUGAUGAAGAAGAUAAACAUAUUAUAGAAAAAAGCCAAGGAAAUAGAAGACAAAAAAGAAAACGUCAAAAAGCAAAAAGGCAAAGAAGGUCGCUUUUCACUUCCAUAAAUGCUAUAAAUGUACAAUUAGCAACGUUAAAUCGGCAAAUCAGUAGUCUUCAAGCUCAAGUAUCAAAUUUGGCUACUACAACUACAACAACAAUGGCACCAGCAGGAAGAGGAGGACGUUAA